This is a messenger RNA of Daktulosphaira vitifoliae (grape phylloxera), 923 nucleotides long. Its product is annotated as protein GVQW3-like. Lineage: Eukaryota; Metazoa; Arthropoda; Insecta; Hemiptera; Phylloxeridae. The transcript has a single exon. Gene Ontology annotation, molecular function: nucleic acid binding. The record is from RefSeq and is a predicted model, not a curated record. Bases 198 to 836 code for a protein of 212 amino acids.
AAAAUACGAGGUGUGACAAUAAAAUAACGAGACUUUUUAAAUAUAACCUAAACUAUUAACGUUAUCUAUAAAACGAUUAUUGAAAUAUGAUUAGGAAACACUUAUAUAAAAGUACAAUAAACACUGAUGAAAUCGAUUAAUUUUCUUAUACGUUAGUAACCUUGUUAUUAGUGCGAAUUCGACUAUACUGCCGAAAAAUGUUAGAUAUAAAAAUCGAACAACGUGUUAACAUUAAAUUUCUUGUUAAAUUAAAAAAAACUGCCGCGGAAUUAUUUCGUAUGUUAUGUGAAGUUUAUGGUGAAGAAUGUUUAUCAAGAGCUCGCGUUUUUGAAUGGCACAAACGGUAUUGCAAUGAAAGAGAGUACGUGGAAGACGAUGAUCGUUCUGGACGUCCUAUCACAUGUUCAACAAACGAAAACGUUGAAAAAAUCGACAAAAUUAUCCGGCAAGAGCGUCGAUUUAGUGUUAGAGCUGUAGCAGAGAUGGUAAAUAUAGAUAGAGAAAGUGUUCGUAAAAUUUUAGUUGAAAAUUUAAAUAUGAAAAAAGUGUGUGUUAAAAUGAUCCUUAAAAAUUUGACGAUUGAUCAAAAAUUCAAUCGCAAAGAAAUUUGUUCUGACACCUUAAAAAUCAUCAAAGAUGAUCUAUCUUUUAUAAAUAAUAUCAUUACGUGUGAUGAAACGUGGAUUUUUACAUAUGACCCUGAAACUAAAAGGCAAUCCAUGCAUUGGAAGACACCAAGUUACCCAAGAAUGAAGAAAGCACGAAUGAGCAACUCGAAAUUCAAAGCAAUGCUCAUUGUUUUCUUUGACAUUAAGGGAAUAAUUUUUGUUGAAUGAGUUCCUAAUAAGCAAACUAUCAACCAAUAUUAUUAUAAAGAUGUAUUAAUUAAAUUAAGAGAUUGUGUUAAAAAAAAGCGACCAGAU